Molecule: messenger RNA, 509 nt
Organism: Porites evermanni
Lineage: Eukaryota; Metazoa; Cnidaria; Anthozoa; Scleractinia; Poritidae
Source: the annotation of a GenBank genome assembly
AAUCUGAAUUUGUCGUCAGUAGACAUCUGUUUUUCUGGGAUUGGGGGAAGAAGUGUAUCUAAACUUUGCUCCUUCGAUCUAGGGCGCGUCAGAGCCUUUAAGCCUCGUGUAAUUAUUUUAGAGAUAGGUUGUCAUGUUUUUUUGUGAGGCCAGGCAACACCCAGAAACUAUUGGCUCAAACAUCAUGGACUUUGUCUGCAUUUUGCGCGGGCAGUUUACUGUGAAUUUUGUGGUGGUUUGCCAAAUUCUUAAUAGAGCGACAGCCUGUUUGCAACAUCCCAACUACAAUUUGGGUGUUCAGGUCUUGAACGACUACCUUAAAGUUGUCUUGGAGCCCGUUUCAAGCCGAGUUUUGGAACUACAAGGGUCUCCAAAGACCAAGCAUCCCCAUGUUACUGCGGGAGGCCAUUCAUUUAAACGACUGGGGCAAUUAUGCCCUAUAUCGUAGUUACAGAGGGGCAAUUUUGUUUGCAUUAAAGAAACUGUUUUCCCUAGCUCAGAGGAGCUGA